Molecule: messenger RNA, 348 nt
Organism: Dichomitus squalens LYAD-421 SS1
Lineage: Eukaryota; Fungi; Basidiomycota; Agaricomycetes; Polyporales; Polyporaceae
Product: immunomodulatory protein FIP-Fve
Exons: 1
Coding region: 1-348 (115 amino acids)
Biological process (GO): regulation of immune system process
Molecular function (GO): carbohydrate binding
Source: RefSeq, a predicted model, not a curated record
AUGUCUGCCCACGUCAACAGCACCGCCAUCACCUUUGCCCUCGUUUGGGCUGAGAAGAAGCUCACCUUCGACUAUACGCCGAACUGGGUCCGCGGCCACCCGAGCAGCUACGUCGACAACGUCGUGUUCCCCAAGGUGCUCACCGACAAGAAGUACUCCUACCGCGUCCUCGUCUCCGGCAAGGACCUUGGGGUGCGCGAUGGGUACUCGGUCCAGAGCGAUGGGUCUCAGAAGGUGAACUUCCUGGAGUACAAUGCGGGACGGGGGAUCGCGGACUCGAACACGAUCCAGGUGUAUGCCGUUGACCCCGACGACGGGAACAACUACCUGGUCGCCCAGUGCAACUAA